This is a messenger RNA of Diversispora eburnea, 630 nucleotides long. Lineage: Eukaryota; Fungi; Glomeromycota; Glomeromycetes; Diversisporales; Diversisporaceae. The record is from the annotation of a GenBank genome assembly.
AUGGCUAAAACAAUAAGUAAAGACAUUGAUAAAUUACUUGCAUUACACGCACAAGCUACAAAAGUGUUAUCACAAACUCCAAAAUUUACAAGUGAAGAAACAUAUAAAAGAUCCAAAAAGCGGGAUCAUGAAGGGACAAUAAUAGGGAAUAACGAUAAGAAACAGUUAAAGAAGACAAAGGUAACUUUACCAAAAAAUAGUGGAAAUAUUAUAAAGAAUGGGACACCUGUUGCGGCCAAAACACCAAAAUCCAAAGAUCCAGAAGAGAAUUGGAUCUUAGCAACAGUUGUUGGUUACCGAGCUGAUAUUAAACAAUAUGAAGUAGAAGAUGCUGAUAAAGAUGAGGCAUCCAAUAGACCUGGAGAACGUUUUACCGUUCUCGCUAAGAAUGUUAUAGAAAUUCCCAAUCCUGGUGAAAUGCAAUUACCAGAAUUUCCUACUUCACAUUUAGUUUUUGCAUUGUUUCCUAGUACAACUUGUUUUUAUAGAGCAUUUGUGGUAACUCCACCAAGUAAAUUAACCCCAAAAUCAAAAUCACCACGUUAUAAACUUACUUUUGAAGAUGAUGGAAAUGCUGAACGAUUAGUUGAUUCACAGUAUGUAUUAGAUGUUCCGAAGGAAAACCCAUGA